This is a messenger RNA of Nicotiana tabacum (common tobacco), 3007 nucleotides long. RefSeq lists its product as uncharacterized. Lineage: Eukaryota; Viridiplantae; Streptophyta; Magnoliopsida; Solanales; Solanaceae. The record is from RefSeq and is a predicted model, not a curated record.
UACAACUUGAGGUUGAGAAGGACAAGUGACCGCUUCAAUUUUUAUCUAAUUGUUUGCUCUGCUUUUCUCUUCCUUGUACUCUGUUUUUCACGGACCGUAAAUAUCAUCGAAUACCUUUGUUUCUUUGUUCGAUCUCUGACCCUCCGGCCAAAUUACUUAUGCCUACUGAUAAAAAAGCCACAGCGCCAAGUUGCCGCCUCCAGAAGAGGAAGCGGCAUUACUCAGCAGAAAGAGCUUCUAAAAUCAAGCUCAGGAGACAUGAUGUGUAUACAAAUCAGUCAGCUGAUAAAAAAGAAAUACUUUUAUCACAACGACGAUCGAAAAAUAUUGAGUCGACAAGCCAAGGUCUCUUGGUUGAACAUACUGAAGUAGCAUCAUCUUCUGAAGCUGCUGUUGAGUUACCUAGACAGAGAAUACUAACUAUAGGGGAAUCAUGUUGCCUUGCUGAAAAAGCCGAUAAAUCCUGCGCGGACGACACAACAGUUUGUUCUAACAAAGGGAAGAAUAUAAUUGGCUCCUAUUCUGUAUUCGAAUAUGUCUUGCUUAUCUUUCAGGAUAUCAUAACCAGAAAAGUUGUAGAGACAACAAAGACUAUUGCUGUAAAUUAAUGGGAAUGGAGACAACUGAUCAGGUAAGUUAAAAAUUCUUUAUGAGUAACUCAUGUUGGUAAUAGCUGUAACUUUGCAAGGAAAGUUUUAAGCUCUAUUGUUCAAGACUUGUAAAAGAACUUGUGAAUGAAUUAUUAAAAAAAGAAAUUGACGAAUCGCAAUAUGACUUCAAAGUGGAUAGAAGAAUUUUUCUAUCGUAUGAUUUUGCUAUUAUUGGGAAAAAUUGCAAUGAGGCAAUAUCCAUAUCAAAGACAAAUUAACUGGAACCAUUGCAAAUUGAAACAAGAAAUCCUUACCUAUAUUUUCAAGGUUACAUAUUUAAAUUUGUUCAAGAUUUGCAGGCAGACCGAUAAUUCUCUCAUAACAUAUACUUGUUAAUAAAGAUUUAAACUCCAUAACUCAAGUAUUCACAUGUAGAAUUAUUCAAUCUCAAUUAUUCCAUGAACCGGCGAUUUGCUUUAGGUAAGAAGUGGUUGUUUCUGUAUAACACUACAACUGAUUACCCACUUGAAUAUUUUUGAUCAAUUUAAACUCAAAACGCAUUUGAUAUUCCUUCGUAGAGUGUUCACUGAGAGGAAACAGGAAGACUUGAAAUCGAUGUUCGAUUCGCUAGCUGCACAAUCUCAGAGCAGUGGAGAAUACAUUCUUCAUGGUUAUUAGUAUUUAAAUCAGACUUUUCUUUUUUAGAAAUAUGUUGUUCUUUUUUCAUUAUUUUAGUAUAUGAUUUUAUUGAGUUUUAAUUCAGAAUGUUUAUGUGGGCCUUCCAUUAAGCAUUAGUUGUGAUUGUAAUGUCUAGAGAUGUCUUGAUAUAUCUGAGGAUGAGGGUUGUUUGAGUUGGUGAAAAGAAAAAGUGAACCAAGUGUCAAAUUUUGAUGAUUGAAGAAGAACCCAAGUAGUUAAAUAAAUAUAGCUUGUAUCUCUUUCUGAUGCACUUCUUUCUCCCAGAAAGAAGACGUGUGAUUAAAUGUUAUCUGUACUUCUAUUUGAAGUGAAGAAUUUUAAACCUAGCAUGAACAUUGGCUAACUACAUCCUCGCUAAGAAGAAAAAAGGCAUACCUUGUUAAUUGAAAGUUAUAAAGAAUGUUAUCAAGUUGACAAUAAAUAUUUUAUUAUCUUUGCCUAUUAGUUGAGCGUGAGCACAUAUAGUGGAGGUUGGAUUUUGGAUGGAAGUAGGGUUAGAUUGAGGAAGAUGGGCAGAAAAUAUGACGAUAGCAUCAUGUACGAUCAUACAUUUUGUUUAAAGCUAAUAAUGAAGUCAUUCCGCCUAAUUUGUGGUAUUUUAUACAACAGUUACAUAUACUUAUCUUUUUGUUCUUUUCGCUAAGUAUGUAUACUUCGUAUGUAUACUUCUGAGCUCUUAUUGCUACUAUGAACAACACAACUCUGACAUGCAAAUUAGUUACUUUGGCGGUGGAAAUUAUAUGAUAAUCUGACUUACUGAGUACAAUCCUACUCAGAUUUCUAUACCAUAAAUCAAAUGUGAAUUGUAUAGAUGAUUUGUACAUUUGGUGUCACUCUGGUCAAAAGUGGUGUGUGAUGUCUUGCCGUAAGGUCUUUGUCAACUGUGAUGUUUUAUUUCCAUCUGUAUUUUUAUUAGAGCAUUUAUGCUAUUUGUCUAAUAUUUGCCGGUAUAGCCAAUGAAUGCCUUCAGUAAUGAAGGACAGCAAACGAGCUUCAGAGUGCUAUCAUCAUGGUGAAUGCAAAAAAUAUUACUGAACCUAUUAUUAGGGAGAAAAUUCUAAAGUAUAAAUUGAGUCUGCUGAAUUUGAAAAACUGACUUUGGAGUCCUUAGCACCUGCUCUCCAAGGUUAGUGAUUUCUUAAUGGUCAUUAAUAAACUUAGUUGUUGUGCUGCUUUUAUUUUCAGAUAGUGUUGCAACUUGCUAGAAAUUAAAAUUACUGAAGAUAAUAUUUCUUUUGCUGCAUGCUUCAGUAGAGGGAUGACCUCUUUAUCAUGAUGCUAUAUUGUGUGAUUACUCCCCCGAAGGAGGAUGUUUUUGCUUGUGUUGGGACAUCAAGGAGUUAUAUGUUAUGCUUCUACAACUUGAGGAGAAGAGAAUAAGUGUGACAAAGACUAUGCCUUCUUGCAAUUGGUGUACAAUAUGGAAAUUAAAAAGAGGAAUCUUAGAUGUUUUGAAGACAAAGCGGAAUCCAUCAGCAAUAUCAAGUUUUAGUUGUUUUUCUGUUGUCCUUUUGGUGCAAGACAGAAUGUUUAGAAAGUGGUGUAAAUCUAAUAGCAUUUCAUUAGUUCAUUUCAGAGUUGGGAAUCUGAAAAUGUUUUACUGUAGUUGUAUAUUAUUAUACACCGGGUGGUUACUGGGCAUAACAUUCAGAAAUAUAUUAGCUGAGUAACCCUGGUGUUUACCUUGGUGUUGUUUAUUGAUGAAAUUUAUAUUUCCA